This is a messenger RNA of Nyctereutes procyonoides (raccoon dog), 3271 nucleotides long. RefSeq names its product extracellular matrix protein 2 (gene ECM2). Gene Ontology annotation, cellular component: extracellular matrix. Gene Ontology annotation, biological process: extracellular matrix organization; positive regulation of cell-substrate adhesion. Lineage: Eukaryota; Metazoa; Chordata; Mammalia; Carnivora; Canidae. Gene Ontology annotation, molecular function: collagen V binding; heparin binding; protein binding. The coding region runs from base 184 to 2289 and encodes 701 amino acids. The record is from RefSeq and is a predicted model, not a curated record. The transcript is spliced from 11 exons.
UUAACACUGCCUUCUGGACUGAGGGAGCAGGCACAGAGGAGCCAGUGAACGCUACUGAAGGCAUCCCGGGAAUGCACAGUCGUCAACGUGGCAACAAUGGUGUCUCUGUAGUCUGGUAAAGCUCAGCUGGAGACUUAAAUGACACCAAGCAAAACCUACUUAGUUUAGAAUUUCAGAAAUUGGAUGGUGAAAAAGGCAAGCAUGAAGUUUGCAGGUCUGCUUUGUGUCCUUCUGCUUAUCGUUUUUCAAACUGAUUUUGGACAAAAUGAAGAAACACCUAGGAAACAAAGGAGGAGGGUGUAUUAUAGAAGAUUGAGGAAAAGCUCCUCACCCAGCCGCAGAUCCAGCGGGCAGCUGGGGAUCCAGCAGACAGUGGUCACACCAACAGCAACAAUUCCUGUGCUUAACCUGGAUUAUAGCAUAGAGGAAAAGUCUGACUCCUUUUUAAAUUUUCUUGGAGUAGAAUCAAGUUAUAAUGUGUUACCAGGAAAGAAGGGACACUGUCUGGUGAAUGGGAUGACCAUGUACAACAGAGCGGUGUGGUCUCCUGAGCCGUGCACUACCUGCCUCUGCUCAAAUGGAAGAGUGCUUUGUGAUGAGAUGAUGUGCCACCCUCUGAUGUGCCCCCAGACAGUUAGGCCUGAAGGAGAGUGCUGCUCUGUCUGUUCUGACGCAGCAACCUCCCAUCUGCAGCUCAUUGGUACAGCAUUAAGUGAUAGGAGUGAAUUUUCUGGUGAUUCUUCAGAACAAACAGAACCUACCAACUCACCUCACCAGGUGGAAAUGGAUCAAGCACUACAAAAAGAGGAACUUCAAUCUGAGGAGAAUGAAGAAGAAAUUAAAGAAGAUAAAGAUAAGGAGCAAAAGAAAAAGACCCUUGGACCUGGAGGGCAGGGAAGAUCUCUUGCUGAGGAGCAGAGCAGAGGAGCGGCAGGGAGACCACGAGCAGUGGGGAGGCCAGCCCAUCAGCAGGGACAUCCAGCAAGGGAGGAGGCUGAGGAGGACAAGGAGGCUGAGGAGGCGGAGGAGGAGGAGGAGGAAGAGGAGGAGGAGGAGGAGAGCACCAUCAGAGGAGACAUGUUCAGGGUGUGGUCCAGACCCCGGGGCCCCCCUCCUCCCCGGGGCAUGCCGUCUGUGCCGAGCCGGUGCUCCCUGUCCUACAGGACCAUCAGCUGCAUCAGCGCUGGCCUCUUGCAGAUACCACCACUGACAGGACCAGAGAUAACAAGCCUGGAGCUCGCUGGCAAUUUCAUCACCGCCAUUCCUGACGAAGCAUUCAAUGGAUUGCCAAAUCUGGAAAGGCUUGAUCUGAGCAAAAAUAACAUCACCUCCCCAGGCAUAGGUCCCAAAGCAUUCAAGCAUCUGAAGAAAUUAAUGCGCCUGAAUCUGGAUGGAAACAACCUGGCAGAGAUUCCUUCAGAACUGCCGUCUGCAUUAGAAGAACUUAAAAUCAAUGAGAAUGGUCUGCAGGCUGUCAGUGAGGAAAGCUUAUCAGACCUAAAUCAACUGGUCACCUUAGAACUGGAAGGAAACAAUCUCAGUGAAACCAAUGUCAAUCCCUUGGCUUUCAAAUCUUUGAAGAGUCUGUCCUACCUACGUCUGGGAAGAAAUAAAUUCAGAAUUAUACCACAGGGUCUUCCUGCUUCUAUUGAGGAAUUAUACCUAGAAAACAACCACAUUGAAGAAAUAACUGAGAUCUGUUUCAACCACACCAGAAAGAUCAACAUCAUUGUGCUACGUUACAAUAAACUGGAAGAAAACAGGAUUGCUCCUUUAGCCUGGAUAAAUCAAGAAAAUCUCGAGUCCAUUGAUCUCUCUUACAACAAGCUCUACCACGUCCCAUCCUACCUGCCCAAGUCGCUACUGCACCUUGUGCUCCUUGGGAACCAAAUCGAGCGCAUCCCAGGCUACGUGUUUGGCCACAUGGAGCCAGGCCUGGAGUAUCUGUACUUGUCAUUUAACAGACUCUCAGAUGAUGGUGUGGACCGAGUCUCCUUCUAUGGGGCGUAUCAUUCUCUCAGAGAGCUGUUUCUGGAUCACAAUGACUUAAAAUCUAUACCACCAGGGGUACGAGAAAUGAAAGCACUACAUUUUCUGAGGUUGAACAACAACAAGAUACGGAAUAUUCUUCCAGAACAAAUUUGCAAUGCUGAAGAAGAUGGAGAUUCGACCCUGGAACAUCUUCACCUUGAAAACAAUUAUAUUAAAACAAGAGAAAUAUCAUCCUAUGCAUUUUCGUGCAUAAGAUCAUACUCAAGUAUAGUUCUUAAGCCACAAAAUAUCAAGUGAUUCCAGGUUUUUGUUCAUCUAACUCGUAUUCCUGCAUGUGCUGUAGCCGUUCUUGUCAUUGAUAAGGAGCACCCACCCGACCAGCCACCCCACACAGAAAACAACCAACACCUACCCCAAGGUUACUUCACUAGCAAUUUUAGUGAAAGCUUCAGCUUCACACUCCAGAAAAAAGCCCUCUCACUGCAAGCUUCCUUAGAGAACAGGAUGUUAUUCACUGUGGACUAAGACUGGGAAAAUCUGGAACAAAAUAAUCAUGUUCUUUACAGCUGACCUGAGUAUUGCCGUUAACAGAAACCCUCCAAGUCCCUUUAAAAAUUACAUGUGUUAUGGUUCAAGACCGAGAAGUGUAUGGCAAGAAAAAAAGAACAGAUGGAAUUUAUGAAUUAGUGUUCUGUUAGUGAUCCUACUGUUAAAACAAUAACCUAUUCAUUUUUUAUAAGAUGCUAUGCUAUAAUUAUUGGUUAAAAUAUACUUAAUGAUUGGCCUUAUCUAGUACCUUCUGUUAAUCACACAUGUGAAAUUAAAACACUACUGUCAUGUUAAUUUCUUGGUUUUGAGAACUGUAGUGUGGUUACAUACUGGUUACUAACAUUAGAGGAAGCUGGGAAAAGAGUGUAUGUGAAUUCUACACAAAUUUUUGAAACUACUCCAAGUUAAUAAUUUCUGUCAGUCUAAAAAAUUAAACAAUACUUUAAGAUCACCCUCAUUAUUCUUUAUUCAAGAUCAAAAGAUUUUAUGGGAAGUAGUGGAUUUGCUUAAAACAUAUUAAUUGUCCUUGCUACAACCUUAUGAAUAUAACCAUAAGGCAUGAACUCUUGAAAAUUUUUGCUACACUGGUCAUUGUUAGCACCUACCUUUUGUGCCCUAAUGUGUUCAAAAGUAUCCUUUUAUUUAGUUCAAUUUAACAUCAAGCUCAGUAUUUACUAUGUAUUAGAACUUACCAAAACCAUAUGGUAUUAAAAUUUUCAUUAUGUAAUAA